Molecule: messenger RNA, 1491 nt
Organism: Acaulospora morrowiae
Lineage: Eukaryota; Fungi; Glomeromycota; Glomeromycetes; Diversisporales; Acaulosporaceae
Source: the annotation of a GenBank genome assembly
AUGAGUGCCAUCGAAGAACUUCAAACUCUCGUCCUCACAACACUUGAAGAAAAAGGUUCGAUUUCGAACACGAAAGAACUUUGUGCUCCCAAUGGCGAAGAUUUAGAUCAGUUAGCAUUGCUUGGUGCAUUAAAGAGUUUAAGUCUGGAAGGCGAAGAGAUGGUUCAUUACGAUUCUAUCGAAGGAGAAGUGUGGGUGCUAACUGAUGAAGGGAAUGAAAUCGCUGAUAAUGGAAGUCACGAAGCUAAAGUCUUUGAGGCCAUUCCUAUCGGAGAGAAGGGAAUCGAGAUUCCUGAAUUGCAGGCACAGGCUGCAAAAAUAGGUCAAGGGAAAGCCUUCAAGAACAAAUGGAUCACCAAAAAUGGAAACAAUGUCAUUCGUGCGGUCGAUUCCAUAGUAGAUCAGACGCGAAUAGAUCUCCAAAUUAUUCGAUCGACCGGUACACAUUCGGAUCCUAAAGUGUUAUCCGAACUAAAAAAGAGGAAACUUUGUGACAAGCAGAAAAAGUUUUCCUACUCUGUCACAAAAGGGCCAUGCUUCUCAUUGACUAUAGAGAAACAGGCUCGUGAUAUAACGGUUGAGAUGCUCCAGAGCGGAGAAUGGAAGAACGAGAAAUUUAAAAAGUACAAUUUUGAUGCUCUCGGAAUAUUACCUCUUGGUGGGCAUUUACACCCGUUGAUGAAAGUCCGUGAAGAAUUUAGGCAGAUUUUUUUUGAGAUGGGGUUUGAAGAAAUGCCAACAAAUAGAUUUGUUGAAUCAUCUUUCUGGAACUUUGACGCACUCUUCCAACCUCAACAACAUCCAGCGCGUGAUGCACACGAUACCUUUUUCUUAAAGGACCCCGCAACUAGUACACAAUUUCCCGAAGAAUAUCUCAAACGCGUCAAAGAGGUUCACUCUGUUGGAGGAUACGGAUCGACUGGAUAUGGAUAUGAUUGGAAGAUCGAGGAGGCACAAAAGUUAAUUUUAAGAACACACACCACAGCAGUUUCAUCUACCAUGCUGUAUGAUCUCGCUCAGCAAAAGGAAUUCAAGCCGGUGAAAUAUUUCUCUAUAGAUCGUGUUUUCAGAAACGAGACGGUGGACGCUACACACUUGGCAGAGUUUCAUCAAGUUGAAGGUGUAAUUGCUGAUAAAGGAUUAACACUGGGAGAUUUGAUCGGAUUUAUGGACACUUUCUUUGGAAAGAUGGGAGUGAAGAAUCUUCGAUUCAAACCCGCCUACAACCCAUACACUGAACCAAGUAUGGAGAUUUUCUCUUAUCAUCCUGGUCUGGGUAAAUGGGUAGAAGUGGGUAACUCUGGCAUGUUCCGUCCAGAGAUGUUGGAACCAAUGGGUCUUGAUCCAGAAGUUCGCGUCAUUGCUUGGGGAUUAAGUUUAGAACGACCUACCAUGAUAAAAUACGGAAUCGAUAAUAUUCGUGAGUUACUCGGACACAAGGUCAACUUGUCAAUGAUUCAAAAUAACCCUAUUUGUCGUCUGGACAAGUAG